UCUCGGAUAACUAAGUGCCUCCUUCUCAUGAAGGAAGUUUGAAUCUGUAAUUGCUUUAAAGACAGCUGCUGCACGUUGCAUGCUUAAGCACUUGUAGGCUGCUCAGAGCAAUUACUAGCUCUACCUCUCCUUGGAGUCCUCGUCUUCAUUCUGUCUCUCGCUUCUUCCCCCAUGGAUAUGUAAUCAGGGAGGGAAGGAAGAGAGUUCUCAAAGAUAUCAGUAAGCUGCACUUGGAAGGUAUGGUGUACAAAAGAACAGCUCUUAUCUCAGCCUGGCAAAGCAACAACCUGUCAGGAUAAAGGUGAUGUUUUAUUAUCACCCUUUAUAUGGAUAUCAGCAGCUGAAAAGAACACAAGGUUCUGCAUUAUCUUCAAUAAAGGGCAGCACUUGGGGGCUGGUCUCAGCAAAGGCUGGGUAUUAAAGGGAGACUGCGGUUACAAUAAAUAAAAGCUCUGAGGAGGCCAAAAAGGAGAAGCCUACUCCCCAACUCCUGGAAGCUAUUGCUGUCAUCCUUUUCAACAUGACAGCGCGGGUGCUUGGGAUCCUUUGCUUGCUGGGACUGUCACUUGCCUUAGACAAUUCAUAUAAGCCUGGGGACUAUAAUUCUACUGAGGAUGGGGCAACAGAGUUUGCAAGUAGUUAUAACAGCACAGCAGAACAAAUAUUCUUUAAGAGUGUUACUGCAAGCUGGAAUUACAACACAAACUUAACUACACACAACCAACAACAACAGAUUCAAGCUUCAUUGGAGGAACAAGAGUUUGUGGAAGCAUGGGGUAAGAAGGCCAAACAACUGUUUGAUGACAUACGUAACAACUUCACAGACAGUCAACUCAAGAAACUUAUCAAUUCGAUCCGAGAGCUGGGAUCUGCCAACCUGCCCCUUGAUCAGCGACAGCGUUACAACACAAUUCUAAGUGAAAUGGAUAGUAUUUACUCUACUGCAAAGGUGUGUCGUCCAGGUGUCUCGGAAUGCUGGUCUUUGGAGCCUGAUCUGGUGAACCUUAUGGCAUCUUCCCGGAAUUACAAAAAGCUGUUGUAUGCUUGGGAAGGUUGGCACAACAGUGCAGGAAUUCCACUCAGGCAACUAUACAAAGAGUUUGUUAACUUGACUAAUGCUGCGUCACAAAUGGAUGGGUACAAAGAUACAGGAGAUUACUGGCGUUCCUGGUAUAGCUCACCCACCUUUGAAGAAGACCUGGAAGCAAUUUACAAACAGGUUGAGCCCCUGUACCUAAAUCUGCAUGCCUUUGUUCGCAGGAAGUUGUAUGAACGUUAUGGUGCCAAAUACAUAAACCUGAAAGGCCCAAUACCAGCUCAUUUACUUGGUAACAUGUGGGCUCAACAAUGGAACAACAUUUACGAUAUGAUGAUUCCAUUUCCUGACAAAACCAAUGUGGAUGUGACAGACACUAUGGUCAAACAGAAUUGGAAUGCUACGCACAUGUUCCGUGUUGCUGAGGAAUUCUUCCUCUCACUGGGACUCAAGGGGAUGCCUCAGGAAUUCUGGGAUCAUUCCAUGCUGGAGAAACCAAAAGAUGGCAGGGAAGUGGUAUGUCAUGCAUCUGCUUGGGACUUCUACAACAGGAAGGAUUUUAGAAUAAAACAAUGCACCACUGUUACCAUGGAACAGCUGUUCACAGUUCACCAUGAAAUGGGUCAUGUGGAAUACUACCUGCAGUACAUGGAUCAACCAGUCACAUUCCGACAGGGGGCCAACCCUGGCUUCCAUGAAGCGAUUGGAGAUGUUAUGUCCCUUUCUGUCUCUACACCAAAACAUCUGAAGGAAAUUGGAUUACUUGACCAGAUUACCAGUGAUCAGGAAAGUGAUAUCAACUACCUGCUAAAAAUGGCACUAGAGAAAAUUGCCUUUCUUCCUUUUGGCUACCUCAUCGAUCAAUGGCGUUGGAGUGUGUUCAGUGGACGGACUAGUCCAGAUCGCUACAAUUCUGAAUGGUGGUAUCUCAGAACAAAGUACCAGGGCAUCUGCCCUCCUGUUGCUCGGAAUGAGACCCAGUUUGAUCCUGGUGCAAAGUACCAUAUUCCAGGCAACACUGCCUAUAUCAGGUAUUUUGUGAGUUUUAUCCUGCAGUUCCAGUUCCACAAGGCCCUCUGUCAGGAAGCUGGGCAUGAACCAUCUGCACCUCUGCAUCAGUGUGACAUCUAUAAAUCUAAAGAAGCUGGACAGAAACUUGGUGAAGCACUCAGAGCUGGUUCAUCCUUAAGUUGGCAAGAAAUCCUACAGAAGGUAACUAACACAACAAAAAUGGAUGCGGGACCACUGAUGGAGUAUUUCUCCCCUGUCAUUACAUGGCUAAAGGAACAGAAUGCAAAGAACAAUGAGGUUUUGGGCUGGCCCGAAUUUGACUGGCGCCCACCAGUACCUGAAGGUUACCCAGAAGACAUUGACAAGAACACUGAUGAGGAAGAAGCCAAAGCCUUCAUUGCUAAGUAUAACAGCACAGCUGAAGAAGUCUGGAAUGCAUACGCAGAGGCAUCCUGGACCUACAAUACUAACAUUACGGAUCACAACAAACAGAUAAUGCUUAACAAGAACCUAGAAAUGUCCAAGCACACUUUGGAAAAUGGGAAAAAAGCACGAGAGUUUGACUACACGGACUUCCAAGAUGAAGAGGUGAAGCGUGUCCUUAAAAAGCUGAGUGAUAUUGAGAGAUCAGCACUUCCAGAAGAAGAGAUCAUUGAGUAUAAUACCCUUCUCUCCGAUAUGGAAACAACAUACAGUGUUGCCAAAGUCUGUAAAGAGGAUAGUAAAUGCCUUCCACUGGACCCAGAUCUACAACAUAUAAUGGCCACAUCCAGAGACUAUGAUGAACUCCUGUUUGCAUGGAAAGGAUGGAGAGAUGCUUCUGGAAAGAAGAUACGAGAAAAGUAUAAGCGAUAUGUAGAGCUAAGCAACAAAGCUGCUAGACUUAACAACUAUCCAGAUAAUGGAGCAUUCUGGCGGUCGCUUUAUGAGAGUUCGACAUUUGAAGCUGAUCUUGAAAACAUAUACAAUGAGCUGAAGCCUCUCUACUACCAUCUGCAUGCCUAUGUCAGACGGGCCCUGUACAACAAAUAUGGGAAAGACAAGGUUAAUCUGAAGGGGCCCAUCCCUGCUCAUUUAUUGGGAAACAUGUGGGCCCAAUCAUGGAGCAAUAUUUACAACCUUCUUGUGCCAUAUCCUGAUGCUACCCAAGUCGAUGCCACCCCAGCAAUGGUUGCCAAGGGUUGGACUCCCAAAAUUAUGUUUCAAGAGUCAGACAACUUCUUUAAAUCUCUUGGACUCCUUGAAAUGCCUCAGGAAUUCUGGGACAAAUCUAUGAUUGAAAAGCCAAGUAAUCGUGAGGUGGUUUGCCAUGCUUCAGCCUGGGACUUCUACAACAGGAAAGACUUCAGGAUUAAACAGUGUACUGUGGUUACCAUGGAUGAUCUGAUUACUGUCCACCAUGAAAUGGGCCAUGUGCAGUAUUUCCUACAGUACAAAGACCAGCACAUAUCAUUCCGAGAUGGGGCGAACCCUGGUUUCCAUGAAGCUAUUGGUGAUGUCUUGGCACUGUCUGUUUCUACACCAAAACACUUGCACACCAUUGGACUCCUUGAGAAAGCUGAUGAUAACUCAGAGAGUGAUAUCAAUUAUCUGAUGAGCAUUGCACUGGACAAGAUUGCAUUUCUGCCUUUUGGAUACCUCAUGGACCAGUGGAGAUGGAAGGUGUUUGAUGGACGAAUUUCAGAGGAUGAAUACAACAAAGAAUGGUGGAACCUCAGGCUGAAAUACCAAGGACUUUGUCCACCAGUUCCUAGAUCAGAGGAAGACUUUGACCCAGGUGCAAAAUUUCAUAUUCCUGCUAAUGUUCCUUAUGUGAGGUACUUUGUGAGCUUUGUGAUCCAGUUUCAGUUCCAUGAGGCUCUUUGCAAAGCUGCUAAACACGAAGGACCCUUGCACAAGUGUGACAUCUACCAAUCAACUGAUGCAGGCAAGCUUCUUGGGGAUGCUAUGAAACUGGGCUUCAGCAAACCAUGGCCUGAUGCUAUGGCAUUGAUCACAGGACAGCCAAACAUGUCAGCACAGGCUCUGCUCAAAUAUUUCCAGCCAUUGACUGAGUGGCUGCAGAAACAAAACAAGGAGGAGACACUUGGCUGGCCCGACUACGACUGGAUGCCAGUGUCUGAAGAAAAAGAAAAUAAUUCUGCUAAGGUGAACUUCUUGGGGAUGAAUUUAAACAGAAACCAAGCCACGGCAGGCCAAUGGAUUCUUCUGGUACUUGGCCUUGCGUUAACUAUUGCCAUCAUAAUCCUUGCUGUGAAGUUCUCUGGCAUGAAAAGAAAAGUGAGAAAAUCAGACUCGAAAUUGGAACUGAAGUGAAAGCUGCCUUUGCCUGCCUGACUUCUGAAUUUUCUUUCUAAUCAGGUCAUACUUCUGACUAUGCAAGGGCUGCGCUAUGUUGAUUAUUUUUAAAUUUGGACUUUCGUAAUUGAAUAUUCUUUUUUGUGGAACAAAAUGGACUAUGUGUUAUAGCAGCUGGAAAAGGAAUGCUAUGUAAGCAUUCACAUUUUCUUAUUACGGGUCUUUGCCAUUUCAGAGCAAGCUGAUAAUACUGAUAAUAUAUGUAUGUAUGUAUGUACACAUUUUUUAUUUGUUCUAAAUAGUUGUGUGAACAAAAUUAUCAUGACAAAGUCUUUAUUUUAUGCUGGUGCCAAACAUUUGUUUCCUUUUCUACUGCAGUUUCUUGAUAUGCAUAGCACAUGCAUAAUUUAAUUUACUUCGUGCAACUCAAAACAAGCUAUGUCAAGUCCAAAAUGCCAAGUAGAAGGACUGGGCUGAGAAUUCUUUUUUUAUCCAUUAUGACUUUAAUUUUCUUGUUCAACAUUUGAGACCCUCAUGUCCUAGUUGUAUAGCUCAUUAGUGUGAUAUUCCAAAAUCAAUGUUUUACUGUCUGCAUUUGACCCAAACCAUAUCUGACUGAAAAAAUGCUGGCAUCAGAAAAAUACAAAACUGGGUAUAUAUUGGCAAAUGGAUAAACCUUCCCCAUCCCGCUUACUGUUCUGUGUUUAUACUAUGUUUACAGUUUAUUUUAAGGUGCAGCAACCUUAAAGUCAGUAUAUUUAGCAAGAGGGAAAUUGUUUUUUGCAUUUCUCAGACUGAUGUACUCAGUCCCAGUUUUAGAGAAAGGAAUUGACCAGUAGCAGUGUUGAUAAAUCUGUGACAAAGUACCCUGUAAUUCCAUAUCUUCUAUAUAGGAAAGGCAUUGUAAUAUAUAGACAACUGCAACAGGAGUAAGAGUUUUACUUCCUUAUCUAAACAGCUACACCAACAGUAAUGUCAGCAUUUUCCACAAAGUAAGUGAGACAUGCAACUGCUUUUAAUGUAAUGUUAAAGUCAGCUCUGCACCUCUGAUGUGCGAGUCAUAUGCACAUUUAUUAGUGCUACAUGAUUUCAGAGUGCAAGGCCAGAAAUGUCAUAUAUAUAUAUAUAUAUAUAUAUAUAUAUAUAUAUAUAUAUAUAUAUAUAUAUAUACAUGCUUUGUGUUUCGAUAACGGCUAAUUCUAAGAAGGACUAAGAAGAAGAAUUGAAUUAACCUGAAGGGAGCUUGGCAUCCUUCCAGCUAUGCCCAUAAAUUGUUAAGCACACUGACCAGGCUGUUUAAGUGCCAAUAGAAGGGUCACCCUUAAUAUACUGCAAUGAAACUCAAUUUAUCAGACAAUUAGGCUUCCAAAUAGGUCAUUGUUUUCAGUAAUUCAGUCUGUCAGUAUGUGGAAUUACACUAACCAAUUAUGUACUUUUAUAGUCUGAGCUUUUAUCUGGAACUGGCCAUAGACACUGGUCAGAAAAAAAGCAGUCUAACCUAAAAGUAAAAGUUGUGUUUUGUUUAGAAUGACAAGGAUAUGGAAGUUAUUUCCUAAAUACACACUAAACCUAUAAUUGAAUAUAAACAGAAUGACAUUUAAAUUAUUUGAAUUUUGGGAUUGGUAUGCUAGGUAUCUAGGGGAGAAAAGUAGUAUUACAUAGAUCUUGCCUAGGAUACAGUGGUAUUAUAACAAGGGCUGCACUGAAAAAAGUGACAAGAAAUAAGAAAAAAAGCUUUUUAUAACUGUAACACAAUGAAUGUGUGAUUGAACUCUGUCAGCCACAAAAGAAGGCUUCCCAACCACUAAUACUUCAAAAAAUGGUGAGGGUUAGACAAAAUUUACAGUGCUGAAGAAACAGUGGAUAUUAUUGGUUUCGUAAUCAAAUCUAGUUGUGGCAUGUAAUAAAGUUAAUUAAGCAGUAAAGCUUACUGGGUUGGUAUGAUGGUUAAGGUGUUUGCCUCACCUACACAAAGUACAGGGUUUGAUUCCUGCCUUUAGGAGGGAAGUUGGAUUUGCUAUGAAACCUACAAGAUAGAAAGGCUAGUAACCACGGUGACCGUUACAGAGGAUAUGAAACCUACACGAUAGAAAGGCUAGUAACCACCCUGACCAUUACAGAGGAGCAUCAAAAUCAUUUACUUUACUAUCAAACUCUACAGUGCCUUACUGAACUUAUAAAAUGUAUGAAAUGUCUGUGGUCUAUUAAAUUCUUCCUAUACAUCAGAAAGCUAUGAUAUCUUAACAGUCAGUCAGAUAAAUGGAAAAGGAUCACCUAUUUUCUAGUAUAGCUUGUAUUGUUUAAUAAGGUUUUUUAAAGUUUGUUGAUGUUAAUUACUUUGUAUAUUAUAAAUUAGGGUGAUCUUCCCUGCUUUGUUUCAUCUGCACCAUAUAAAGCACUAAAUUAGUCUUCAAAAUUCAUUACAGCUAAUUUAGUUUCAAAUCUGUGCUGUGUUAAGAACAUAUGAUAACUUAACUUCCAGUUACCAGUCAACCUAUUUAGAACACUAAACACAGAAAAUUGUGUUAAGAACAUGUUAACUUAACUUCCAGUUACCACUCAGCUCAUUUAGAACACUAAAUGCAACAAAAGAUUGUAUUAAGAAUGUGUUAUCUUAACUUAGUUACCACUCAGCACAUUUAGAACACUAAAUGCAACAAAAGAUUAUAUUAAGAAUGUGUUAUCUUAACUUAGUUACCACUCAGCUCAUUUAGAACACUAAAUGCAACAAAAGAUUAUAUUAAGAAUGUGUUAUCUUAACUUAGUUACCACUCAGCACAUUUAGAACACUAAAUGCAACAAAAGAUUGUAUUAAGAACAUGUUAUCUUAACUUACAGUUACCACUCAGCACAUUUAGAACACUAAAUGAAACAGAAGAUUACAUUUCAUUUCCACCAGUAAAGGUAAGAUUAUCGACAGAACCUAGUUAAAUUGCACUUUAUGCCUCUCUGCAUGAGGAAAUAUAUUGGGUAUCCCAACCCUAAAAGAGUGAAUUGUUUGUCUUAAAAUUGGAGAGCAUUGGAAAACCAGAAAUAAUUCACACUUGUAUUUUACUGCAACGUGUGAUAUUUCUGCCAAACUAAUAGCACAGGCAGUUGUUGUUUUCUGCCCUUUAGGUCAGUCAGUGCUAAGGUGAAGAGCAGCUGCCUGGUAAGCCACAGUACUCAAACCUGGAGCUUGUCAAACUUCUUUCAAGACCUUCACCUGGUGGACUGCAGAUGUGCAACAGACAUGCACAGCAUAAGAGCCAGUUAAAAAAUUCAUAAAUAAAUCCAUAUGCACAAAUUUAUGGAAAGCAGAAGAAGUGAAAUAUAUAUUAUUCAGAUAUUUACUGAAUUUUCUUGAUUGACAUUGAAAGGAUCCAACUAACUAGUCAGAGCCUGUUUACUGCAGAACCUGAGAAGUAAAACUAUAAAAGUUCUAGAUUUUACAAAAUAAUAGUGUUAAUAGAAAUGCAAGAAAUUACCUACUUUUAAAAUAAAAUUGAAUAGAAUGCAGAACUAAAAAAAUGAAAACUCUCUUGUGGCAACAGGUGUUGGUGUAGGACUGUCAUGCACAUGGUCCUGGGUUCAAAUAUAGCAUAUUCCACAGACUUUAAAAGCAGCUUGUGUGGCUCAAAGGAGUAGGGCAAUUAGCUUGUGUGAUCGUGUUCAUGGUUCUAAUCUAGAAGAAUAAUACAAACAGUAUAAAAGUGAUAUUAAAACAUUAGGUGAACACAGUACUGGCAACUAUUUAGAAUGUGUUCAGUUAAAUUAUUUUUUAAUGAAGGCUAUGCCUAGGCUCAUAAUAAUUACAAUACACAAAACAUUACUGGAUAUAUAAUAAAACACGAUUAUAAAACAAAUACCCAAAGAAAAGCAAUAAAUAAAUAAUCACAGAAAUGCCUUAUCUGCAGGUUUCAAUCAGUAGGGUAAUGAAUCUUACAGGUCAGGGGUAUAAUGGGAAAAAUAAUUGACCCCAAAUGCUGCAAAAGGUGAACAUCUCUGAUAGUCCUCACACUGGCUGAGUAGAGAAGCUGAAAUGGUUUGUUGUUUGUUUUAUGUAGGUGGGACUCAUCCCAUGGAAGGUGUAAUAGAUAAGAACACGGGCUUUAAAUUCAGAUGUAAAUUUUAUUGGCCAAUAAUGUAGAUGAUGCAAAACCGGUAUCAUCUGUGCACUGUGUAAGGUACCAAAAAGUAAGUAACACAUGAUUCAGAGCAUAUAGAAAUAAGAAAUGCACAACUUAAAUGGAUGACGUAAGGAAUAGUAGCUAAGUAAUGUUAGUAUCCAAAGCUAAAAUAUACAUAAAAUACACAAUGUAGGACUACAGCAUUGAGUAACUUUCUCCCUUCCCUGCUGGUUGUCACUGUUGUUACAUGUACAGAUAGAAGAUAGCUAAGAGGAGAAAAAAUGUGCAGAGUGAUGGAAUGAAUGUGGUAACGAAAGACGAGAGCUUAAUGGUAUAGCCAUAGCAAGAUGAGUAAGUGAAAAUAGUAAAAGCGAAUCAGGUCGUACCGUAGGACCAAGGAAAGGAGUUAAGUUUGGACAAUAUGGCAGAGGGGCGAAGGAAAGCAUUAGGAGUAGAAGGAAAUAGAUAUGGAACACAUUGAAAAGGGGAAGACGAGACUAGGAGAUCGGUGCAUAAAGGACUAAUUAAGUUAGAUAGCACUGCAAUCUGAAGAUAAGGAAACCUUAAAGUAAGACCUAAUAAUAACCAUCAGACUUGAUACUGAGGAUGACUAGCUGGCCAAGACCUAUAAAUUAUCCCCCAGUUGAAUGUCCACCAUUAUAUGACACACAUAUAUGGUGUCCACCAUUAUAUGACACACAUAUAUGGUGUCCACCAUUAUAUGACACACAUAUAUGGUGUCCACCAUUAUAUGACACACAUAUAUGGUGUCCACCAUUAUAUGAAACACAUAUAUGGUGUCCACCAUUAUAUGACACACAUAUAUGGUGUCCACCAUUAUAUGACACACAUAUAUGGUGUCCACCAUUAUAUGACAUACAUACAUGGGUCCUGGUAUGAAAACACUGUCGUUCAUUGAUAUUUUUAACUGUUUUGCUAAGGCAAGAUUUAAAUGUCACUACCAGAAGUAAUUUCAUCUGUCUAGUUAACUUCAUCCCUCUUUACCCCUUCCCAAAACCAUAACCAAGAAACCAAAUGAAAAAAAAAAAGAAAUAAAGGUGUGGAUAGAAUGGAAUUUUUCCAAAGCACCAUUAUUACAUUUUAUUACAUUUUCCUGUUUGUCCUUCUUUAAAAAUUUUUUCUUAGAUAAAUACAUCUCACAUGACACUAGACACACUUUUAUUACUAACACACCAUACCAAGCAAUGUAAUAAAUAAAUAGUUAUGGACAAAGGCUUUUUUCUGUGUAAAUGCUUUACUGUAAAUUGUUUGUGCUGUGUUGUAUGAAGUCUGUUAACAUGUGAAAAGUAUCAUCCGAAACACUUGAUAUUAUACUGUAAUUUAAAAAAAAAAAGUUUCAUUUCUUUAACUGAGGAUUGGGGCUUUUUAAUUCUGUAUUUACUUGGUUUCAGAUCAUUAAUUUAUUUGAUGUCUGAAUUGUUUCUUAUAAAUCAGUGUUAUCUUAAACAUUCUGAAUAAAACACUAACUCUGUUUUUCA
This is a messenger RNA of Protopterus annectens (West African lungfish), 9953 nucleotides long. RefSeq names its product angiotensin I converting enzyme (gene ACE). The record is from RefSeq and is a predicted model, not a curated record. Gene Ontology annotation, molecular function: metallopeptidase activity; peptidyl-dipeptidase activity. Gene Ontology annotation, cellular component: plasma membrane. The transcript is spliced from 25 exons. Gene Ontology annotation, biological process: proteolysis. NCBI's taxonomy places the organism in Eukaryota, Metazoa, Chordata, Ceratodontiformes, Protopteridae. Bases 521 to 4363 code for a protein of 1280 amino acids.